This is a messenger RNA of Ceutorhynchus assimilis (cabbage seed weevil), 615 nucleotides long. The record is from the annotation of a GenBank genome assembly. NCBI's taxonomy places the organism in Eukaryota, Metazoa, Arthropoda, Insecta, Coleoptera, Curculionidae.
AUGAAGGAAAAUGCAUUCCAAGCAAUAGCAGGGUCCAUGCAAACAAGUGUUGAAAAUUGUAAGAAAAAGUGGAAAGCUCUGAAAGAAAAAUAUCAUAGAGAGAAGCAAAAGCUUGAUGUCUUGUCCAGAAGCGGAGCAGCGGCCUUUAAUUUAUUCCAGUGGAAUUUAAUGUCAUUUUUUCAAUUUAUGUAUGACAAGCAACCUCCCCGAAGUCCGCUUAUGUACAAUACUUCUAGCAGUGCUACAGCAUCAUGUUCUCGAACAGUUCAGAAUGCAAUUCAUAGUACACCUACUACGUCUUGCCAGUUGAGGAGUAACAUAGGUUGCAAUAGAACUAAGCCUAUAGCAGUUUUAAAUCGACCAAAUAAACGCAAAAAAACGGAACAACCUGAAUCUGGAGAUUCAUCAGAAGUGGUUAAUAUAUUGAGUCAAAUAUCCAACUCGGUUUCGAAUGUUACUAAUACCAAUAGUGAAUCAAAACAUGAUAAAUUGAGAGACUUUGCAAAUUAUCUAAUAUCAGAGUUAAGGGAAUUUGCAACAGACCAAAGAGAAGAAUUCAUGGACGAGACGGUAAUCAGGUUACUGCAGUCUAAGAGAAAAUAUAAAAAACUCUAG